AUGAGCAACUCUUACUACGCUACCCGUCAAAACAACAGCCUGGCGCCCAUGCAGAAUGGCUGUCCCGAACAUUUGGGCGACCAUGAUGUUUUAGUUCUACGCCCAAUGCCUGACAACUUUCGACAAUCUCUUAUCUAUUACAGCGAUGUACAACGGUUGCGCUCGAUGCCGGAUAACUUUCGAACACCAACGACCAAUCCUAUGAAUAAACGUCUUGCACGAAGAGGAAGAACCAGCCGAGACAGCGAAGCACAAAAUGCAUCGAAGUCAAACUUGAAAAACUUGUCCAACCAGCAUGAGAAUUUACAAUUUGGGACUGAUCGAGCCUGCCAUCUGGAAGAUGUCAAAGUUGUUCCGGAGAAUGAUGAAGACAUCUGCAGCCUAGAUCACGAGAAUUAG
Molecule: messenger RNA, 399 nt
Organism: Fusarium mangiferae
Lineage: Eukaryota; Fungi; Ascomycota; Sordariomycetes; Hypocreales; Nectriaceae
Exons: 1
Coding region: 1-399 (132 amino acids)
Source: RefSeq, a predicted model, not a curated record